This is a messenger RNA of Aspergillus vadensis CBS 113365, 524 nucleotides long. RefSeq lists its product as uncharacterized. The transcript has a single exon. The record is from RefSeq and is a predicted model, not a curated record. NCBI's taxonomy places the organism in Eukaryota, Fungi, Ascomycota, Eurotiomycetes, Eurotiales, Aspergillaceae. The coding region runs from base 99 to 389 and encodes 96 amino acids.
GGAAGAUACACAGAUAUUACGCUAGACGAUACACCGGAUACUUCCCCGUUGGUGGCAAGUUGGCGUAAGGAGAACGUUCCUGUGGGGCCCACUAUUGUAUGCAUACUGUAUUGCCGGGGAAUAAGUCCCAGCUUCCCCCUUUUGGCAGGAACGUAGAUAGACUGUAUGCCUUCAGUUCAACUGUUGAUGCAAAUAGUCCUGGCCUUGAUCCCUGGUACUCGCAGUACCUUAUGGCACUCAUCCACCUCAGUCGUGCCCAACCCACUUUCACGAGCACAAAUGGCUCGUACCUCUUCCGUCUUGUCCCGCUACCUUUUGAGAACACAGUCAUCGAAAUAACGAUCAACGCGAUCGUCAACAUGGGUUUACUGUUAUUGCCUACUGACUGAGGGCCAGAAAAGCCUGUUUCGACGUCUAAUGACCUAUGGAGUACAUCUCCAGCGGUUUCAGGUUUUACGGGGAUGCACAGACACUACAACACCUCCCCCUUGAUUAUGGAGCCUCGAAUAUCCUCAUCUCAGUAA